Bacillus rossius redtenbacheri is the source of this 1589-nucleotide messenger RNA. RefSeq lists its product as uncharacterized. The record is from RefSeq and is a predicted model, not a curated record. The transcript has 3 exons. The coding region runs from base 259 to 1464 and encodes 401 amino acids. NCBI's taxonomy places the organism in Eukaryota, Metazoa, Arthropoda, Insecta, Phasmatodea, Bacillidae.
UCACCAACAGAGAUAAACUUAAUGGAAAAUCGAGAUAUUUUUAUCGAGAUAAAAAGUUAAACUUGAAUUUUAAUCGCGAUGAUCUUGUGUCCGUUUCACCACGACUUAUCCUCUUCCCAGAUAAUCGAGAUAAUAAUAUCUCGAUAUUCAUUAUAAAAUCCCGAUUUUCUUUUUGAAAUCUCGAUGUUCGGAAGAAAAGUAAACAAAUAUCGCGAGUAGGUUUGUUGUUAUUCAAGUCGUGUAGCGAUAAUAAAGAUAAUGGAAGCUAAAGAAAACACUUGUUCCGCCAAAAAACCACGAAAUAAGAAUUUAUCACCAGAAGAAAAAAUUGUUUUGUUAGAUUUGGUGACAGAACAUUUUAACAUAAUUGAAAAUAAGCGCACGGAUGCAGUAACACAACAGAACAAAUUGAAACAGUGGCAAAUUAUUGCAAGUAGUUUCAACUGUGUGUCAGGAGUCCAUCACAGGUCUGCAGAUAACCUGAAAUCUGUUUGGGAAAAUCUGAAGAAGACGACACGGAAACAGUAUGCAGACGAAAAAGUUCAGAUGGUAACUGGGACAGGUAUGUUUUGUAUAAAAAUAUUUUCAACUUGUAUUACAAAAUGUAACAUUUUAUUUUGUGACUUACUAUACAAAGUGAAAGGAAGUGGUUUAAUAUAUUUUUACAAAUGGCAAUGUACAUUGACAAUUAAUUUAAUUAAAUUGAAUACAUUGUUUUUUUCAGGUGGAGGACCCCCCACAAAGUGUACAAAUGACCCUAUUUUGGGCCGCGUAUAUACUUUAAUAAAACCUGUAGUUAAAGGACACAAUAAUAUCUUUGACUCAGACUCAGAUGCAGUAAUGGUCAAUACAUUACAAUGCAUAAGUGAAUCAAACAACACAGAAGAAAAUGCAGUCGUAGAGCUGGAAAUAGGUUCGAUGGUGGACAUUGCUACCCUGGAGACUCAAACUAGUACACUUCUUAAUGGAGACUGGUCCCACUACACUCCCUCAAUGCUCAGAGGCCCCAUAUGUCCUGCUCUUGUACCAAAAAAUAAUGCCAGUUCAACAUCAUCAGUUUCACCAGUGAUAUUCCCUUGUAUCAAAGAAACGGUUAUGGUAAGCACUGAGCAAGGCAACUGUGAAAGUACUUCAAGAGACCAUAUUCCCGAUAAUAGUAACAAUGUUGCAAAAUCAGUCCUUGAGUGUCAGUUGCCAAACAUCGCGGGGAAGUCUUCCUGGACUCAGAGACGGCGGCCAAAAUUGCAGUCCAGCAAGAACAAUGAAAUAAGUGCCCUCCAUAAAGCUAAAAUUGAACUAAUUGAAUUAUGUAAGAAAUAUGCAACAGAAGAAAAUGAAGCUAUGAAAGAACUGCGUCAAGUGAGAUUGCAACAAGAACAAGAAAGGCUGAAUCAUGAAAAGCUACAGACUGAAUUUAUGACUCUACAGAUUAAAAAACUAAAGAAAGAAUUGGAUGGUUUAUAAUUUUAUGUUUUAUGUAAUUUGUAUACAAUUUUUCUUUGUAACUCUAUUUACAAUGAGCAUUUCAAAGCAUCUGAUUUCGUAUAUUUGUAAUGAAACCUAGUUGUAUUGAAAAUCAUUAUCUAUAU